CUAAAUAUUACUAUAUGGUAGAAGGCAUUAUUGAAGCUCAUUGUUUACUGUUCCAACGUUUAAAGGCUCCGUUGGAAAUUUGGAAAGGUAACCCGUAACCCAACUAAACGAAUCGAUGGCGAGGCGUGCUGUGAGGGGUGGAAGAAGGGACAAGUCGGCCUCGCUCUUGACUCGGGCGGUGGACAAAGUAUUUGCAUUCGUCCGUUUCGCCGAGUUCGAGAUCCUUUUCGUCCUCUUCUUCGUCAUCAGCUAUAUAAUAUUCAAGGAUCUGACUUCAAGACCAGAGUAUAAUCAGAUCCUUGUAAAGAAACCUGGUGGACCUGAUUGGUGGCCAUACUAGAACCCAAAGGUGGUUUGGUUGAACACUCUCCUUCUAUGCAGUUAUACUAGCAGUAUGGAUUCUGCAAAUCGUGUAGGAUUUGUUACAUGUAAAUAAUGAGACCAUUUCUAGAUAUGAGGAAAAUAGUUUCUAUAUUCAUUUGAGUAUUCCUUUGAUUGUGUCUUGUAAUGUUGUGAUAUGCAAAACAUUGCUAAAGAAGCAAAUAUUGGCCGAAUACUUGUGUGCAAUCUAAAGGUGUGUUUGGUUCA
Molecule: messenger RNA, 588 nt
Organism: Ipomoea nil (Japanese morning glory)
Lineage: Eukaryota; Viridiplantae; Streptophyta; Magnoliopsida; Solanales; Convolvulaceae
Exons: 2
Coding region: 116-340 (74 amino acids)
Source: RefSeq, a predicted model, not a curated record